AUGGAGGAUAAAUCUGACUUGAUGCCAAAAUGUAGAGAUACUCUUGCUCGACAUAUCACAACACAUGGUGCUAGGGCUGAGGGGUUGUUUGUACGUGCCAGAUCGGCCAGCGCCUGCUUACCCUGUGCCCGGGCCAAGCUGAAAUGCAACGGUGGUGACCCAUGUGGCCGGUGCCAGAGCAAGGGUCGCAACUGUGUUUAUCGAAGCUUCGGUCAGAUACGCAGUCCUUCCUCCGCAAUCCCAGACGAGACCACCCCUAUUAGGGACCAUAGUAUCACCGGCAGCGAUACUGCAGAGCUGGGCAACGCGCCGCCUAAUGUUCGAUUGAACCCAGUUCCUAUGCCGAGCGGCCAAGAAGAUAUGAUCGACGUCUUAGCUGUUGGCAAUAGAACUCCCAGGAUAUCUGAUACAGAUUUCAGCUUCCCGUGGAUGCUUGACUAUACCAACAUCUUCCAGGAUGAUCCGCCGGGUGACCAAUAUAAUCGCGAUAUUAUGAACUUUUCUGACCCACAAGAGCAUCAACCCCCUCGUGUCCAGAACCCAAGCCGACCGUCGACUGCGGAUGCAACAGAUGAAGAUACGAUCAUAGCUGAGAACUUUUGUCAUGUCAGAGUACCCAUGGACAGGCCUUACCGGGCCAUUCUUGAGUUCUCAAGCAGACAGCUGGACGUAGGUUUCAAGGAGGUCCCAUUUCCCAGUCAAUCAGCAUUCGAGUCCUUCAUACAGUUAUAUUACGAGUACUUCGACUGUAAACUGAGCUUCAUUCAUCGAUCCAUACUAGAACAUCGGGACACCCCGUGGCUUCUCGUCCUGGCUGUUGCAUCUGUCGGAAGCCAGGGUUAUGAUACCAGAGUCUUGGCCCAGUGCUCGUUGCUUGCCAUGGUCAAUCUUAUGUUCACUGGGUUUAAAGACAAUGUGAUCAACUUACAAGUUCAACGAGCCUGGCUUGCAGCUUUGGUACGACCUUUCCUUACCUCAUCCAAACGUCAAAGUUCUUUACUAUGCCAAGAAGUCAACUAUGAUAUCCCCAGCGACCGAUGGAGUAUGUGGAUUCGUUCUGAGACGGAAAGGAGACUGGCAUACUUGGUCGACAGCUUUUGCUUCAUUUUUCUUGGGAUGCCAAUGACCUUCACGGCAACGGAUUACCAGCAGAUACUUCCUUCUUCGGAGGCAUUGUGGAGAGCGCGUAACGCUGAUGAAUGGAGAGCCCUUUUAACUCUACAUGUGCCAGAAGCACACAGUCUCAAGGAGCUCUUCGUGGGCCCGGUUUCAACGUUGAAGGCAUCGCAGACAUCGGACCUUUCCAAUCUCUGCCAACACCUUAUGCUGUUCACAGAAGAGCAACGGGUUCAAGCAGCAAGUCGGUCGUGGAUUCUACAUGAUUUAGGCAGCGGAGACCUACAUCACCAAUCAUGUCCGCAAAAAUCAUCCUUCGGCUGCCUGGACUGGAGAUAUCAGAUGCUUGUGCCGCCUAGUUCAGCAGCCCCCUCUUUGAUCGCAAAUGUCUCCGACAUGAGGAAGACAUUUUUCCAUUUACUUUUUAUAUUAAGAUACCUACCUCUGGAAAAACUAUAUACAUAUUCUGGAUGGUAUGCCUCUGAAGACGAUAUUACCAGCGCACGAUCUUACCUUCGCACCUGGCUACAAAACAACCCUGAGCUCUCUAGGGAAUGUGUCUCGCAUGCCGGGGCCCUAAUUGGCAAGAUCCGAUCAUCUCCCACCUUGUCUUGUUACGAUCCUUUCAGUCUCUUGAUAUCUGUUAUGUUUUUAUGGGCCUUUGAAAGACUGAAGCCUGACUCGCCAGUGGCACCGGAAGAAUCGCUACAGGAUCGUGAACCCGCAGUUAUUUUCAGGAUCGAUCAAUGUGACGAGGAGACCAUAAGAGAACGAUGGCUCCGGGGUGACCCGGGGGUGUUGGUACAUAUCACUGGUGUUGGUUUGCUGUCAAGCGCAGGAGGAACAAGGCGCCUCCUACAGGAGUUCUUACGCAUCAUCAAGUCCCGGACAGGUUGGCCUACCCUAUGCAGGGGGCUGGCUGUUUGCGUGAGGGAGCUCAUGGACGGAGUGGCCCCAAUAACGACGUCUCCGCACUCCGAUCACGGAACGUAA
Messenger RNA from Aspergillus piperis CBS 112811, 2109 nucleotides. RefSeq names its product Zn(II)2Cys6 transcription factor domain-containing protein. Gene Ontology annotation, molecular function: zinc ion binding; DNA binding; DNA-binding transcription factor activity, RNA polymerase II-specific. Gene Ontology annotation, biological process: regulation of DNA-templated transcription; DNA-templated transcription. The record is from RefSeq and is a predicted model, not a curated record. The transcript is spliced from 4 exons. Bases 1 to 2109 code for a protein of 702 amino acids. Lineage: Eukaryota; Fungi; Ascomycota; Eurotiomycetes; Eurotiales; Aspergillaceae.